This is a messenger RNA of Cryptomeria japonica (Japanese cedar), 810 nucleotides long. RefSeq names its product outer envelope pore protein 21, chloroplastic. Gene Ontology annotation, biological process: regulation of monoatomic anion transport. The transcript is spliced from 5 exons. Lineage: Eukaryota; Viridiplantae; Streptophyta; Pinopsida; Cupressales; Cupressaceae. The record is from RefSeq and is a predicted model, not a curated record. Gene Ontology annotation, molecular function: voltage-gated monoatomic anion channel activity. The coding region runs from base 71 to 577 and encodes 168 amino acids.
ACUUUUUUUCAGUAGAGGGCGAAUAUUGGAUAAAACAACAUCCUUCCCCCCCUCUGCGUACAGGAAGAGAAUGGAGACUUAUUUGAGUUAUAGUGCGCAGGAGAAGCAACUCCAUAUCCACGCCAAGGAGAAGUUUCUCAUCGAUCCCUACUCCUUCUUGCAGAUUCAUGGAAGAUUGAAUACACACACUGGAGCAGCUAGUGGCAUUGCACAAUUUAAACGCAGAUUUUACCCUGAGAUUUUAUCGAGCAUAGAUGUAGGUGUGAAGUAUCAUUCAAAACUGAGAGAUUUCACUUGCGAUCUCCAAGGAAAGAAGACACUGCCCAUCACUGAUAAUGGGUUACUUAGCAUUGACACAAAAGCAGGGUACAAUUUCAACCCAGGAUCACAAAAGGGAAAGCAAAGAGGAGCUGUGGAACUUACCUAUAAGUUAUUCAACUUCACUCAAGAUCAAGAUGUAAGGUUGAAGAUUGGUUUUGAUCUGUUUGAUAAGAAGCCAUAUUUUCAAGUUAGAGAAAACAACUGGACGUUCAACACUGAUAUUGAUGGUCGCUGGAGUGUGAAAUAUGAUUUAUGAGUUAUUGCCUAAGCCUGUUAUUUUGGCCACUCCGAUUUGAACAUUGUAUCAUUGUUUUUUUUCAAUUGUCAAAUCUGAUUGUCUUAUUUGCUGAAAUGUUUCAGGGUUCUUGAGGGAAUGCUCUUCCUGUAUCGUUCUACACAGUUGUUAGGAUUCUCUCUUUUAUGUCAAUCUUUUUAUACAGAGCGAUAAUUGUGCAAUAAAUAACUGUGCAAGUUAUUUUCCCAAUUUCU